This is a messenger RNA of Colletotrichum abscissum, 2118 nucleotides long. RefSeq lists its product as uncharacterized. The record is from RefSeq and is a predicted model, not a curated record. The coding region runs from base 1 to 2118 and encodes 705 amino acids. NCBI's taxonomy places the organism in Eukaryota, Fungi, Ascomycota, Sordariomycetes, Glomerellales, Glomerellaceae. The transcript is spliced from 3 exons.
AUGCCUUCUUCACUCAAGGUUCCGGAAUCCGGCCUCAUUCUUGAGAGCUCGGCCGCCUCGGGAAACCCUGUACCACCACAGGCUUUCUGCAUCAAUCUUUCUGACCAUGUACUCGAGGACAUGAUCAAGUGUGUACAGGGUGGUGAGGACCUCCAAUUGUCCUUGGGGAGCAGCCCGACAUUGCUCUACGGGCCCAGUUCCCACACCCUCUCUCCCAUCUCCGCGACAUUCUCACACGACCUCUUCCUCACGAAACCAUUCGAAUCGACGAAACGAGCUACACGACUACCACAAACCUCCUCACUAUGGAAGAAGCUGCCCGGCUUCGAGGCUCCCAAGAAGGGCGAGCAGGCCAAGGCCAAGGGUGCACCUUCAACCUCGUCGUCCGGGAUGGACUCAGAUAUAGAGAAUCUGCAGAACUCCAUCGCAGCGGCGACGGCAUCGAAGAAGCAAUCAAAGGUCAUGGAUAGGCCGCUGCCGGGCACCAACAAGAAGCCCACGGCAAAGGGGGCCAAGUCCAAGUUGCUGUCGAGCAUGGCGUCAUACGGCAAUGGUGGCGGCAAGUCAUCGCCCUCAGGGUCACCGGCUCUGGUAGCCGUCAGCUCACCGUCGAUAAAUCCUGUCUACGCUUCUUCGCAACAAAUCGUCGAGAAGUCCAAGGAGCAAAGAUCUAUGAUUGUACAUGAACUAGCGGUGCAGGAGCGGCCGGCCGACUACCUGGAGAGCCUAUGGGAAGGCAAAGACGAAGAUUUCAAGCCUGCCCUGGAGAAGGUGGCCCAGUUCGAGCCGGAUACGCAGAUGUGGGCAUUGAGAAAGAACUACUGGAGAGAGUUGGACGUGUGGAAGUACGAAUAUGAUACCCAAGAUACCCGACAGAAAGCGAUCGACAACGCAAUCCGUCAAUUCGAUAAGAUGCGGCUGGCAACAACGGAAACCGAGUGGCAGAAGCUUUUGCCCCGGGAAGAGCGAGGAAAGGGCAAGAUCCUCAGCAAGUUGCAGGCAAAUAUCGCCAAGGCUUCCGCCGCACCACCUCCCAAGAUCAAAGUCAGCGAUGCGACAAGCGAUAAUGGCGACGAAGACGUUCUCAAGAUGAAAGGCGGCGAGACAAUGUCACGAUCAUCAUCGAAUCCGUUGCCGCCGAAACCGAAGAAGGCUGCCGACUCUCAGGUUAAGCGUCUCUUGUCUACGAACAAGAAGCCCGCGACGCCCAAGGCCGCGCCGACGAAGGCAAAGGAGAAAGCAGCCCCAGCUGGCAAGAACGGCCGGGUUCUCUCUGCAGAGUUUGUGACCAACUCAGACUCGGAUUCAGAGUCUUCAGAGGACAAGCCGAUGGCGAGCAUUGUGGCUUCCAAGCCCAGGCCAGCGCCUGCAGCUGCACCUGCCCCCAAGAGAAGGAUCGAACAUGCACUCCCACCAAAGCCGAAGAUUGCUGUGCCCAAGGCAAAAGCCAGACCAGUUGAGAAGCCUGUAGAGCGGACUGUGGAAAGAUCAAUUGAGAGGCCCAAGGAAAAGUCGCCUCAGCCUCCACGAGAGACUGCCAAGGCGGCCAAACCACAGCCUCCCAAGCGACAGAGGGAAGAGGAGGCAGACGACAGCAGCUCAAGUUCUGGCGCCCCCUUGGCCAAGCGUGCUAAGCCCAAGGCGCCCAUCAAGGCGCCCGUCAGCCUCAAGCAACGGCCCGCAGAACCCUCACAUGCAUCAUCCCGCAACUCAUCUGGCGUCUCUCUCAAGAGCAAAAAUACAUCACCGGCCAAGUCAUCGCCUUUGGCUUCGUCACCGCCAACGAACGCAUCGGAUCUUGAACACUCAGCACCACCCAAGAAGCGCAAGGCUAUGGAAUCUUCCGACUCCAACGAGAGCGCCCGGACCAAGCAAGCCCCUAAGCGUCAGCGCGGGCUCAGCCCCGACCUGGUCAGCAAAGCCGCGCGUUUCAAGGUGUUCUAUGAAAAGUAUGAGGCUCUGCACUGGGAGAUUGCAGACAUGCGCAACCCACCCGAGGACAAGAUGGCGGAUCUCCUCGACAUGCGCCAGCGGCUGAAAACUCUCAAGAUUGAGAUUUACAAGGAAUGCCCGCCUCCAAACAGCGUCCCCAGCAGCGCCCCCAUCGCGGUCGCUUAG